This is a messenger RNA of Knipowitschia caucasica, 1770 nucleotides long. NCBI's taxonomy places the organism in Eukaryota, Metazoa, Chordata, Actinopteri, Gobiiformes, Gobiidae. The record is from the annotation of a GenBank genome assembly.
AUGCCUGGCUCGAUGGCCACAGGGAAGAAGCUGGACCUGUCCAAGCUGACGGACGAAGAGGCCAAGCACGUGUGGGAUGUGGUCCAGAGAGACUUCAACCUGCGCAAGAAAGAGGAGGACCGCCUCGGAGAACUGAAGACGAUGCUUCAGAAGGAGGACACGAAGAGGGAGCUGCUGCAUGAGACCACCCUGACUGAGUCCUACUGCAUCCGCUGCCUCAAACCCUUCAAGCUGCUCCUCAACAACAAGGUCCAGUGUUUGGACUGUUCGCUCUCUGUCUGCAAAACCUGCAGCCACUUCAGCAAGAAGGAGCAGGGCUGGGUCUGCCACCCCUGCCACAUGGCCAGGGUGCUAAAGAUUGGGACUUUGGAGUGGUACCAUGAAAACGUCCGUGCCCGCUUCAAACGCUUUGGGAGUGCGAAAGUCAUGAGGUCGUUGUUCAAAAGGCUGAACGGAGAGCCCAGCGGAUCAGAGAGCGAGCUGAGAGGAACCAGCGACUGUGACACCAGGAGCAUGCCGGACGUGCACAGAGGUGGAUAUGAAGACAACAGCGUGGAUCAUUCAGAUGGACACCACUACAAAGAGAUGAAGAAGCCAAAGCGGCGCCUCACGGUGGACCCUGUGGAGCUGGGCAUGGGCUUUGACUGCCCGCACAGCCCCAGCGACAGUGUGAGCGACGUGGGGAAGAGAUCGGACUACAACAAUGGAGGACUGGACUACAGCCAGGGGGCGGAGUCUGCUAUCAGCCCGCAUCAAGAUGAGUUCCUGUUCCUGGACGGCCGUGGUCCGCCUCGCUCCGUGUCUCGUCUCAGUUAUUCGUCCUGUGGCAGUGGGAGCCUGGGACCCCGCAGCUCCUCCACCUUCCUCCCAGGAGCCGAGGACUCAGAGGAGGACGAGCCUUUCCCCACCAUCCCCCUGUACCAGAGCCACCUGUACAGCCACACGUCCCAGGAGAGCCUGCACUCCAACAACCCUCACCAGAUCACUGACCUGAACAGACGGAUGUCGGCCGUGGAGUCUCUGCUGAACCGACUGGAGCAGAAAGUCACCUGCACCACUGACCAGCUCUCCCUGCAGACCCAGACUCCCAGCAGUGUGUCUCCGAUGCCCGAGUGGGAAGUUGAGCUAGAGGAACAGCAGCUGAGACAAAAACUGAGCCAGAUGACCCACGACAUCAGCGACCACAGCCUCAGCGAUGAUGAUGAUGAGGAGGAGGAGGAGCGGGAGGGCAGCCUGGUGAGCCGUCCACAGUCCUCUCUGGACAGCUCUGUCUGGAGGAGUCCUCUGCUGGGAGACGCUCUGACCACCAGGAUCCCCACACGGCCCUCGUCCAGACUCAGCAGCUUCAGUGCGGCCUCCAAGAGCGAGGAGAAGCAGGGAGAGGAGGUCAAGAUGAACCAGUCUAUGGAGAGUCUGGACCGUAAGUCUGUGGAGGACCGGUCCCGGUUCAGAGGCUCCACUGCUCUUCUGUUUGAGCUCGGGAACAAGGUCGCUCAGGCCGCAGCCGACGUCCAGAACACCCAGAGUCAAGUCUCAUUCAUAGAAAACAAAAUUGCUAAACUGAACGCUGCUGGAAUGCCUGUGGACAGAAGGAGGAAGUCUGCGAUCCCUCUUCCAGCUCGGAGAAUGUCCCAGAAUUUCCCCACAACCCAGGCCGACAGGUUUGUGAGGAACACCUGCUACACGGGCUCUUUGACUCAGAGGAACCCAGUCAAGAAGCCCCAACCUCGGGCUAACUGUGCGAAGCCGGUCAUGAUUCUGGGCUCAUAA